Molecule: messenger RNA, 1195 nt
Organism: Kockovaella imperatae
Lineage: Eukaryota; Fungi; Basidiomycota; Tremellomycetes; Tremellales; Cuniculitremaceae
Exons: 8
Coding region: 59-1102 (347 amino acids)
Cellular component (GO): mitochondrion
Molecular function (GO): electron transfer activity; flavin adenine dinucleotide binding
Source: RefSeq, a predicted model, not a curated record
GUUAGAAGUCACAUUCGCUCAUCUUGACAUAGCCUGUAUCGAGGACACUACCUCAACAAUGCUGCUCAGACAAGUCGCAUCCGCCAGCAGACUCUCAAGAAGUCUCACUGCAUCAACUUCCACCGCUUCAUCGCAGAGAUUUGCCUCUUCUCUCGUCUUCUUAGAACACAAGGGGGGUAAACUGAAUGACAGUAGUUUGAGUGCAGUCACUGCUGCUCAGGCAAUAGAUAGUAAUGCGUCAGGCAUCGUGAUUGGAUCGAAGAAGGACGUGGAUGGUGUAUUGGAACAGGCCAAGAAGAUCUCUGGCCUCAAGACCAUUUACACAGCGUCUCACGACUCUUUCGAUCACACACUGGCAGAGACCGUUGCCCCUUUCUUGGCCAAAUUCCUCCCUUCCAAAUCCAUCACCCACCUCUUUGCGGCCCAUACAGCCGUUGGCAAGAAUGUUUUCCCAAGAACAGCCGGAAUCUUGGACACCUCAAUGAUCGCCGAUAUCAUCGCUGUGGAGUCUGACGGAAACACAUUCACUCGACCGAUAUACGCCGGGAAUGCCAUCUUGAAGCUAAAGUGCAAUGACGAGAUCAAAGUCGUGACCGUCAGAACUACCGCUUUCGACAAGGCCAAACUGGAAGGAUCUGCUAGUGUCGAGGAAGUUCAGCCACAGACCGAGGAAGCCGCGACCAAGUUCGUCUCAGAGGAACUCACUGUGUCAUCUCGACCAGACUUGUCCUCGGCUCCUCGAGUCGUAUCGGGUGGACGAGCGCUCAAGAGCAAAGAGACAUUUGACGAAGUCAUGGACCCCUUAGCUGAUGCUCUCGGAGCUGCUGUCGGUGCAUCUCGGGCGGCUGUUGAUGCUGGAUACGCCGACAACUCGCUCCAAGUCGGACAGACCGGCAAGGUCGUCGCGCCGGAGCUCUACGUUGCCGUCGGUAUCUCCGGAGCCAUCCAACAUCUCGCUGGAAUGAAAGAAUCAAAGAUGAUCGUCGCCAUCAACAAGGAUCCGGAUGCGCCAAUCUUCCAAGUUGCAGAUGCCGGCCUCGUCGCUGAUCUGUUUACUGCGGUUCCGGAGCUAGUCCAAAAGCUGCCAAAGGCCAAUGCUUAGUGAAUUGAGCCUCGGAUCACGGGUCACUCCCCGUCUGUAUGCAUACGUUCCCGCUGGACACAUUGAGGCCAGUCGGGGACUGAUCGGGAUUGA